Molecule: messenger RNA, 1562 nt
Organism: Esox lucius (northern pike)
Lineage: Eukaryota; Metazoa; Chordata; Actinopteri; Esociformes; Esocidae
Gene: snrpa
Product: small nuclear ribonucleoprotein polypeptide A
Exons: 7
Coding region: 129-971 (280 amino acids)
Biological process (GO): mRNA splicing, via spliceosome
Cellular component (GO): U1 snRNP
Molecular function (GO): U1 snRNA binding
Source: RefSeq, a predicted model, not a curated record
GAAAGGCAAACGUCACCAUUGUGACUGAACGUGCCGGCGCGCUUAUAAUUUGAUACCAAACGCAAGACGGGCUAUCGUCUUUGGCUUUUAGUUUGGAUCUUGAUUGUGCGUGCUUGCUGUGCGGAAAGAUGGCUGCACCGGAUAUGCGCCUUAAUCACACGAUAUACAUCAACAACCUCAACGAGAAGAUUAAAAAAGAUGAGCUGAAAAAGUCAUUAUACGCCAUCUUCUCUCAGUUUGGCCAAAUCCUGGAUAUUUUGGUGGCACGCUCCCUGAAGAUGAGGGGUCAGGCUUUUGUCAUCUUUAAGGAGAUCAACAGUGCCUCUAAUGCCCUACGUUCCAUGCAGGGGUUCCCAUUCUAUGACAAACCUAUGCGCAUCGGGUAUGCCAAGGGAGACUCUGACAUCAUUGCUAAGAUGAAAGGCACCUAUGUGGAGCGAGACCGUAAGAAGGAGAAGAGGACCAAGGUUAAGGGCCCAGAGGGUGCAGGAGCCAAGAAGGGAGUGCCAGGAGCCCCUGCUGUGCCCAUGGGCCCUGGAGUUCCAACAGCCAUGCCUGGAAUGCCCAUGAGUGGGGCUCCUCGUAUGAUGCCCAUGCCAGGUCAGCCACCGUACAUGCCCCCUCCGGGCAUGAUGCCGCCCCCAGGGAUGGGCCCUGGUGGUAUGCCCCCUGGUGGUAUGCCACCAGGCGGGAUGAUGCCAGGGCAGAUGCCCCACGCCCAGGUUGCAGAAAACCCUCCCAACCACAUCCUGUUCCUCACCAACCUUCCCGAAGAGACCAACGAGCUCAUGCUAUCUAUGCUCUUUAACCAGUUCCCUGGGUUCAAGGAGGUGCGUCUUGUCCCUGGUCGCCACGACAUUGCCUUUGUGGAGUUCGAUAACGACGUCCAGGCUGGGGCAGCCAGAGAGGCACUCCAAGGCUUUAAGAUCACCCAGACAAAUGCAAUGAAGAUCUCCUUCGCCAAGAAAUAAUACACAACACAUUGGUAGUUCUGCAACGCACCAGAGACCUCUAGACAUGGACCCGGGCAGCACUGACUACUAACCUCUCUGUUAAGAAUGCACACUGCAUUGCAGGGAUCAUGAAGCUCCCCUCCCAUGAUUGAUCUGUGGGCACCCAUACCUCUAUGGUUCCCUGGUUUUCCUUGUCUUUUCUUUUUGUUUCCACUUUUGAUGUGUAAUUUCCCUUUUUCCAAUCCUAUAGUCAUUUAGAAUAACUAGGUUACUGCUGGUUUAGAGCGAAGGCAUUGACAUAUUGAAGCCCUGCCUUAGCUCUAAACCAAGUUCAGUGUCUUAAUUUAAAAAUGAUGCCAUUUGAGGUUAAUAUUUUUACUUCUUGCUGCCAGAGUAGAGUAUGGUGGGCUAGCCUUUAUAUAGCUGGUGCGGGUUAAGAUAAAUGUCAAUUAUCACUUGGUUUCGGCACCCCGAUUGGAUCGAAUCAGCUGUAUGUAAGUAUUUUUAAAUUUUUCCAGGUUCGGUCAUAAAGCAUUGCACCCAGGGUCUGGUUCAUCCCGGACAUUGUACCUGGAGCUGUUUGAUUAAACAUGUUUUUAUAAUGACUGA